Molecule: messenger RNA, 699 nt
Organism: Colletotrichum graminicola M1.001
Lineage: Eukaryota; Fungi; Ascomycota; Sordariomycetes; Glomerellales; Glomerellaceae
Exons: 3
Coding region: 1-699 (232 amino acids)
Source: RefSeq, a predicted model, not a curated record
AUGCAGUCCAAGAUCUUCAACGCCGCCGUUGCUGCUCUCUCACUGCCCGCAGUGCAAUGUGCAGUUGCGCCCAGACAAAUUUCCAUUACCCCUGGCUUAAUUGUUCUUCCCGGCAUCACCAUUGACCCCAACACUCUCGGACCCCAGCUGUCGGUGUUCCAAACUCUCGACCUUGUCCGCGAGGAUGUUGGCAAGACUAUCAAUCUUGUCAACCAGAUCACGAACACUACCGCUGGUACCCUGCUUGGAACGGUUUCUGUAGCUACUACUGUAGUUGGCCAGGUCACUAACAACGUGGGGACCAUUUUGGACAAGGUCACUCAACUUACCAACUUAAUCACGCCCACUCUUCCGGCUCCUACUACUCCUGCGCCCCCAAACUUGCCGGAUAUUGGUGGCACGGCCGAGACUCUUGUCCGUACGGUUCAGGAGCUCACCAGGGCGGUCACCGCUCAGCUCGAUGCCCUCCGCAACCAGGCUGUCGGGCUAGCCGCAGCAACCUUGCUUCCUCUUGUUGCCACUUUGCAGGUGACCUUGCAAACCGCCCUCAACCUCGUCGGCGUCGCCUCCGGUCUCGCCCUCUCCCUGGCGGCUAGCGCCGUUUCUAACGUUCAGACUGUCGUUGAUCGAGUCCUCAACGCCAAGGCCAAGCUGACAGGCGUCCUUGUCAUCGGCAUCCAGCCGGACAUCAGCUUCUAA